AACGCCUGCACUCGAUCGAUCAUUUACAUCACUGCUGGAGAGAGAGCGGGUACCCCCUUCACUGUCCCUCGAAUACUCCUCUGAAUACAUAUUCUCUCCCGUCCCUUCCUUUUUCUCUAGUGAUUCAGUCUUUAAUUCCCUAACAAUCACGCGCCCUCCUCCUGUAUCGACGGUCAUUUCAUUGUGACGAUUUCUUCGCAAUCAGUAUGAAGAUCCGAGCAGCUCUUGCGCUGAGCGCAACGGCAUCCGCAGGCGUUCUCGCCGCCGUAAUCCCACAGCAGGCACUGUUGAAUAACCCACAAAUCCAUUACGAAAAUACAAAAUACCUUAUAGAGUUGGCCCCGUAUCAAACAAGAUGGGUGACGGAAGAAGAAAAAUGGGCUUUGAAAUUGGAUGGCGUGAAUUUCAUUGACAUCACCGAGGAGCGAAACCCCGGGUUUUACCCCACACUGCACCAGGCUAGUAACGUCCGGUAUCCGACGAAGAUGGAUCAUGUCGAUGAGGUUGUCGGCUUGACCCGCGGCCUCACCAAGGCCAACAUGGAGCGGGAUCUGGAGAAGUUCACCUCCUUCCAUACCCGCUACUACAAGUCCCAGACCGGAAUCGAAUCGGCGACGUGGCUCUACAAUCAGGUUCAGACGGUGAUCGAAGAAUCUGGGGCAGCGGAACAUGGCGCGACCGUGGAUCGGUUCGCCCAUCCGUGGGGCCAGUUUAGCGUUAUCGCUCGCAUUCCAGGCAAAUCGAACAAGACGAUCGUAUUAGGCGCCCACCAAGACAUCACGAUCUUGGAGGCGUUGCGUGGUCUGCUGCAGUCAGACACCGUGGCCCAAGGUAAGGCGCCGAAUACGAUCGAGUUUCACUGGUACUCGGCAGAGGAAGGUGGCAUGCUAGGCUCCCAAGCGAUCUUCUCUCAAUACAAGCAAGAAAGACGCGACAUCAAGGCUAUGCUCCAGCAGGACAUGACCGGUUACAUCCAGGGGGCUUUGAAUGCUGGUCGUAAAGAAGCCGUGGGCAUCAUGAUCGACUAUGUCGAUCGAGGUCUGACCCAAUUUCUUAAAGACGUGGUCACUGCCUAUUGCAAUGUGGGGUAUCUUGAGACGAAAUGUGGCUACGCUUGCUCCGACCACACAUCAGCAAGUAAAUAUGGCUACCCCUCCGCCAUGGCUACUGAGGCUGAGAUGGAGAACACCAACAAGAGGAUCCACACGACGGAUGACCGGAUUAAAUACCUGAGCUUUGACCAUAUGUUGGAACACGCGAAGUUAACUCUUGGCUUUGCUUAUGAGUUAGCAUUUGCUUCGUUUUAAGGUUGGGCAGCGUCUCUAAUUCUUAAUCUUGGUUAUGAAUCACGACUUAUCUCUAACAGCCCAUGAGUGUAGUAGCCUUAGAAAAUCGAUCUUUAUCUACUUAGUAAACUACCUUCAGGAUUAGUCAAUGAUUGGUGG
Molecule: messenger RNA, 1445 nt
Organism: Aspergillus nomiae NRRL 13137
Lineage: Eukaryota; Fungi; Ascomycota; Eurotiomycetes; Eurotiales; Aspergillaceae
Gene: lap1
Product: putative aminopeptidase
Exons: 4
Biological process (GO): proteolysis
Molecular function (GO): metalloexopeptidase activity
Source: RefSeq, a predicted model, not a curated record